AUGCAACCGGUUCCUCCUGCUCCUUUUGGAGCUGCUGCCGUGUCCGCUACUUUGAGCUCGGGGAUUGAAGAAGACUCAUUUCGCGUUCCGGAAUCGAUUAACGAGAAAGAAGAGAGUGAAAAAUCCAUCAGUAAGGAGUCAGAGGAGGGGAUCGGGCACAAAGAUGCAGAGAGAAUCGCUUCCCUGGCAAGAAGCCUGUCGCAUCUGUCCGAAAAAAGCACCAUUGGCGAGGGCAUAGAUACUUUCUCCCACGAGCCCAGCGAUCCUCAACUGAACCCCAGUUCAGAUCAGUUCAACGCACGCAAGUGGACUAAGAACUUUAUUCGCAUCGCCUCUCGAGACCCAGACAGAUACCCUCGCCGGACAGCAGGCGUCUCCUUUCGCGACCUAAACGUCUUCGGCUACGGUACUGCAGCAGACUACCAGGCAAAUGUGGCUAAUGUUUGGCUCAAAGCCUUCGAUUGGAUGAAAGGCGUGCUAGGUCAAGGGAAAAGGGUCAGGAUCGAUAUUCUCCGCGGCCUUGAGGGCCUUGUGCGCAGUGGUGAGAUGCUCGUCGUACUUGGCCGCCCCGGAAGUGGUUGCUCGACGUUCCUCAAAACCAUCGCUGGUGAAACACAUGGGUUAUGGCUCGAUGGAGGAGCAGACAUCCAGUAUCAAGGCAUCUCCUGGGACGAAAUGCACGGUCGGUUCCGAGGAGAGGUGAUUUACCAGGCCGAGACUGAAAUCCAUUUCCCACAGCUCACGGUGGGCGACACUUUGCAUUUUGCUGCUCAUGCUCGUGCUCCAUCCAAUCGCUUCCCGGGCGUCACCCGCGAGCAAUAUGCUACCCAUAUGCGAGACGUAGUCAUGGCAAUGCUGGGGCUGAGCCACACGGUGAACACGCAGGUUGGCAACGAAUAUAUUCGUGGCGUUUCGGGAGGGGAAAGAAAACGAGUCAGCAUAGCGGAGACCAUGCUGUGUGGCAGCCCCUUACAAUGCUGGGAUAAUAGCACGCGAGGCUUGGACUCUUCUACAGCUCUUGAAUUUGUCCGACGCUUGCGGGUCUCUACCGAGUAUACCGGAUCUACAGCCAUCGUGGCCAUUUAUCAAGCUAGUCAAGCGAUUUAUGAUGUGUUUGACAAAGUGACUGUACUCUACGAAGGCCGCCAAAUAUACUUCGGUCAUGCAGAUGACGCCAAACGGUUCUUCGUGGACAUGGGAUUUGACUGUCCUGAUAGACAAACCACGGCAGACUUUCUGACCUCGUUAACUAGCCCCACUGAGCGGAAAGCUCGCGAGGGUUUUGAGCAUCUGGUUCCCCGAACACCUGACGAGUUUGCCUCCCGAUGGAAAGCGAGUGCGGAGAGAAAGCAACUUCUUGCGGACAUAGAAGCGUUUCAAGAUGAGUUUCCUCUCGGAGGAGACAAAUAUGAAGAGUUCUCACGGUCACGCGCGGCUGAAAAGGCCAAGGGAACGAGAGCCAAAUCGCCUUACACCUUAUCUUACCCCAUGCAGAUCCGCCUCUGUCUAAGGCGAGGCAUGCACCGCCUCAGGGGCGAUAUGACCAUGACUCUGACCUCGGUCAUUGGAAACAGCAUCAUGGCCUUAGUAGUUGCCAGUGUAUUCUACAACCUAGACACUACUACUAAUAGCUUUUUCCAGCGGGGCGCCCUUCUCUUCUUUGCUAUCCUUCUCAACGCUUUUGCAAGUGCCCUGGAAAUAUUGACUCUUUGGCAACAGCGACCGAUUGUUGAGAAGCAUGACAAAUAUGCGCUCUACCAUCCGUCUGCGGAAGCUAUCAGCUCCAUGAUUGUGGACUUGCCAGCAAAACUCAUCGUGUCGGUGGUUUUCAACAUUAUCCUCUAUUUCAUGUCCAACCUGCGCCGUACGGCGGGUCAUUUCUUCAUAUUUUACCUCUUUUCAAUAACUAUAACGCUCACCAUGUCCAACAUCUUCCGCUUCACGGGUGCGGUCUCGCGGUCUAUGGCUCAGGCAAUGGUUCCGUCGUCUAUCUUCAUGAUGAUUCUUGUCAUCUAUACAGGUUUCACAAUUCCAGUGCGAGACAUGCAUCCUUGGUUCCGGUGGUUAAACUACCUAAAUCCAAUUGGUUACGCUUUCGAAAGCCUCAUGAUCAACGAAUUCAGUGACCGCCAGUUUCCUUGUGCUGUUUACAUUCCUAGUUAUAGCAACGCACCGCUGAGCUCCAAGGUCUGCAGUGUCAAUGGUGCAGUCGCGGGUCAAGACUCUGUAGACGGGGACAGGUACAUCAAUGUCACGUACCAGUACUAUCGCUCGCACCUGUGGCGCAACUACGGCAUCCUUUGGGGCUUCCUUCUGUUCUCUCUAGCCUGCUAUGUGGUCAGCAGCGAGUUGGUACGCGCUAAGCCUUCUAAGGGUGAGAUUCUUGUCUUUCCAAGAGGCAAAAUGCCUGCAUUCCUCAAGACGAAACAACCGCGCACCAUCGAUGACCUGGAGAGCCGCACCCCAAUGGCUGAGGAGAACCGGGUGGCCGGAGAACACAACGACCCCGACCAACAUACGGCAGCUAUUGUCAAGCAAACCUCUAUCUUCCAGUGGCAAGAUGUCUGUUAUAACAUCAAGAUCAAGGGUCAGAAUCGCACCAUUCUCGACCACGUUGACGGAUGGGUCCGGCCCGGAACACUGACGGCCCUCAUGGGCGUGACAGGCGCCGGUAAGACCUCUUUGUUGGACGUACUAGCUAACCGCGUGACUAUGGGUAUCGUCACGGGCGAAAUGCUGGUCGAUGGACGCAUGCGCAAUAACUCCUUUUCUCGCAAAACAGGCUACGUCCAACAGCAGGACUUGCAUCUGGAGACGAGUACGGUGCGUGAAGCCCUGAUAUUCAGCGCCAUGCUGCGCCAGCCAGCCAGUACUCCCCGCGCGGAGAAGAUCGCCUAUGUGGAAGAGGUGAUCAAAAUGCUGAACAUGGAAACAUACGCUGAGGCCGUCGUUGGAGUCUUAGGCGAAGGCCUGAACGUUGAGCAGCGCAAACGACUUACAAUUGGGGUGGAAAUCGCUGCUAAACCUGAUCUACUUCUCUUCUUCGACGAGCCUACUUCUGGCCUAGAUAGUCAGACGGCAUGGUCUAUUUGUUCUUUGAUGCGCAAGCUAGCGGACCAUGGUCAAGCGAUUUUGUGCACCAUCCACCAGCCGUCGGCCAUUCUCAUGCAAGAAUUCGACCGGCUCCUCUUCCUGGCCAAAGGGGGACGGACUGUCUAUUUUGGCGAGUUGGGCCCAAACAUGGAGACCCUCAUCAAGUAUUUUGAAGACAAAGGCUCCCCGAAAUGUCCUCUUGAUGCCAACCCAGCGGAGUGGAUGCUCGAGGUGAUCGGGGCCGCUCCGGGGUCCCAUGCCGACAAGGACUGGGCCGAUCUCUGGAACCACAGCCAGGAGCGCACGCAGGUGCGUCACGAACUCGCACAGAUGAAGCAGGAGCUUCUGCAACGACCACCCCCUCCGCAAGUAACUGGGUAUGGGGAGUUCGCGAUGCCGAUCUGGACGCAGUUCGUCCUGUGCCUGAAGCGCAUGUUCCAACAGUACUGGCGCAGCCCUUCGUACAUCUACUCCAAGGCCGCAAUGUGCAUUAUUCCUCCUCUUUUCAUUGGUUUCACUUUCUGGCGUGAACCGACUAGUUUCCAGGGCAUGCAGAACGAAAUGUUUGCCAUCUUCAUGCUACUGGUUAUCUUCCCCAAUCUCGUGCAGCAGAUGAUGCCCUACUUCGUGAGCCAGCGGUCUUUGUACGAGGUCCGCGAGCGCCCGUCCAAGGCCUAUUCGUGGAAAGCUUUCAUGAUGGCCAGCAUCCUUGUUGAGCUUCCCUGGAAUAUCCUCAUGGCGGUGCCGGCCUACUUCUCGUGGUACUAUCCGAUUGGAUUCUACCGCCACCUUCCAGCCGGCACGGUGACCGACCGCGGCGGAACCAUGUUCUUGCUGGUCCUGGUGUUUCUGAUGUUCACCUCGACCUUCAGUUCCAUGGUUAUCGCGGGGAUUGAGCAGCCCGAGACCGGUAGUAAUGUCGCCCAGCUGCUGUUUUCCUUCUGUUUGAUCUUUAACGGUGUGCUCGCCUCUCCCACGGCUCUUCCUCGGUUCUGGAUCUUCAUGUAUCGCGUCUCCCCGUUUACAUACCUCGUUUCGGGAAUUCUGAGUGUGGGCCUGGCCGGCGCCAAGGUAGAAUGCUCAGAUAUCGAACUCCUCCGUAUCCCGCCGCCCGCCAACGAGAGCUGCAGCGAUUACUUGUCCAGCUUCGUUGAAGCGGCGCAGGCCAAUCUUCUCAACCCCAGGGACAAGAGCGACUGCCAGGUGUGCAUGUAUUCGACGACCGACCAGUUUUUGGCCUCGCUCAGCAUAUCGUUUGGUGAUCGGUGGCGCAACAUCGGGAUUCUGUUCGUAUACGUGGCGUUCAAUGCAGUGGCCGCGAUGUUUCUGUACUGGUUGGUGCGGGUGCCGAAGCGAUGGGGGAAGAAGGUCAAGCAGGAGUGA
This is a messenger RNA of Aspergillus saccharolyticus JOP 1030-1, 4476 nucleotides long. RefSeq names its product pleiotropic drug resistance family ABC transporter. NCBI's taxonomy places the organism in Eukaryota, Fungi, Ascomycota, Eurotiomycetes, Eurotiales, Aspergillaceae. Gene Ontology annotation, cellular component: membrane. The coding region runs from base 1 to 4476 and encodes 1491 amino acids. Gene Ontology annotation, biological process: transmembrane transport. Gene Ontology annotation, molecular function: ATP binding; ABC-type transporter activity; ATP hydrolysis activity. The transcript is spliced from 5 exons. The record is from RefSeq and is a predicted model, not a curated record.